GCGACUGGGGACCCUCACCUCGCCAACGUGCUCGGGCAGAGGUUCGACCUCCGCAAGGAGGGAUGGCACACGUUGUUGCGGGUUCCCAGGGGUGCCAAGCGCGGGGCCGCCUUGCUGAGCGUCGAUGCGGAGGCGCGGCAGAUGGGCGCGGCGUGCGCUGACAUGUACUUCCAGUCGGUGAACCUGACGGGAAGAUGGGUCGGCUCCCAGGGCCGCGCCUUCAGCGCCGGCCAUGUCGCUGAGAAGGAGUCCCGGCGUUGGCUGCGAUACGGCCAGGUGGAGCUGAAAGUGGUCCAGGGCCACACUAAGAGUGGCAUCGUCUACCUGAACUUUUUCGUCCGCAACCUGAAAUUUGCAGGCUACCCUGUGGGCGGGAUUCUGGGAUUGGACGACCACACGGCUGCGCAGCAGCCUUCAGCCUUGCACCUCGACAAGGCCGAACCUCCCGCGGCGAUCGCCACUUACGUAAAUGCCACCUGGGAGAAGCAGGCGGCGCAGUCGACUCUGACAGUGGAAUACCUGAUUGUCGGCGGCGGCGGCAACGAGCGGAGGUUCUUCUUCGAUCGGCUCUCUGAGGGCAUAUGGCGGCGGUCGGGGUGCGGGGGGCAGUUCCAGGCGACUGGGGACCCUCACCUCGCCAACGUGCUCGGGCAGAGGUUCGACCUCCGCAAGGAGGGAUGGCACACGUUGUUGCGGGUUCCCAGGGGUGCCAAGCGCGGGGCCGCCUUGCUGAGCGUCGAUGCGGAGGCGCGGCAGAUGGGCGCGGCGUGCGCUGACAUGUACUUCCAGUCGGUGAACCUGACGGGAAGAUGGGUCGGCUCCCAGGGCCGCGCCUUCAGCGCCGGCCAUGUCGCUGAGAAGGAGUCCCGGCGUUGGCUGCGAUACGGCCAGGUGGAGCUGAAAGUGGUCCAGGGCCACACUAAGAGUGGCAUCGUCUACCUGAACUUUUUCGUCCGCAACCUGAAAUUUGCAGGCUACCCUGUGGGCGGGAUUCUGGGAUUGGACGACCACACGGCCGCAGCUGAGCCCAGUCUGAAGUGCCAUAAAAUAAUCAGUUUGCUCUCGAUUGACGGGCUUGGUCUCGGUGCCAGUCCCAAGAACGCCUCUACCGCAGUGGCAUAUUUUUGA
Prorocentrum cordatum is the source of this 1128-nucleotide messenger RNA. Lineage: Eukaryota; Dinophyceae; Prorocentrales; Prorocentraceae. The record is from the annotation of a GenBank genome assembly.